GGAGUGUAAGAGUCACAGUAGCUUUCAGCAAGGUGUCACACAGUCUGUCAGCAUGCCUGGACCAACACAUGUCAAGCUCAACACCGGGGCUCAGAUGCCCAUCCUGGGACUGGGGACAUGGCGGGCUGAGCCAGGUAAGGUAAAGGCAGCUGUGGAAAAAGCAAUCGAUGUGGGAUACAGACAUGUGGAUGGUGCCUACGUGUAUGAGAAUGAGAAGGAGGUCGGAGAGGGGAUCCACACAAAGCUUAAGGAAAGAGUGGUGAAGAGAGGAGACCUGUUUGUGGUUAGCAAGCUCUGGUGCACUUUCCAUAAGAAGUCUCUGGUGAAGGGAGCCUGCCAAAAAACGCUAUCUGAUCUGAAUCUGGACUACCUGGAUCUUUAUCUAAUGCAUUUUCCAGGAGGUUUCAAGGUUGGCGAUGUAUUGUUUCCCGCUGAUGAUGAAGGCCAGGUCUAUCCAGAUGACUCUCAUUUCCUGGAGACAUGGGAGGGUAUGGAGGAACUGGUGGACGCUGGAUUAGUGAAAGCCAUUGGCAUUUCCAACUUUAAUCACAAGCAGAUAGAAGAACUGCUAAACAAGCCUGGAUUAAAAUACAAACCAGCAGUUAACCAGGUUGAAUGUCACCCUUACCUGACACAAAAGAAGCUUAUUGCUUAUUGCCAAUCCAAAGGUAUCGCUGUAACUGCAUAUAGUCCACUGGGGUCGCCAGACCGUCCAUGGGCCAAGCCAGAAGACCCAUCAUUGCUUGAUGAUCCCAGAAUUAAACAAAUAGCUGACAAGUACAAGAAGUCAUCUGCCCAGGUUCUGAUUCGCUACCAGAUCCAAAGAGAUGUCAUAGUUAUCCCGAAAUCUGUGACCCCUGCCCGCAUUAAGGAAAACUUCCAGGUGUUUGACUUUGAAUUAUUACCAGAAGAAAUGGAGACCAUCAGUGGAUUUGAGUGUGGCUGGAGACUUGGCCAAUUUGCAUUCGCAAAUAAACAUAAGGAUUAUCCGUUCAACAUAGAAUAUUAAGUCAAAUCUUUGGAUUACCUUUGAACACAAGAGCAGAGGUUAUUGCUUUUGUACAAGUUCCUUGCUAGUUUAUGAUCUCUAAAAGCUUUUGGUUUAUAUCUAAAAAUAAAUAAAAUGUUUUUAUGUAAACUGCACUUAAAAUCAAAUGCUGGCUUCAGUUUUUCAAAUUUCAUUUAAAAAAAAACAAAAACAAAAAACAACAACUAAUUAUCCAAUGUGAUGUUAAUCAUUUAAAUCUAGUACCCAAAGUAUUGCAGGUUGGAUAGUAUUCUAUCAAUGUCUGCACUAUUUGAUUUGCAGUCUGCUCUGCAGACACUGGGGAGUCCAGAGAUUGUCAUUGACCAGAUAUACUCCUUUCCCUAAGCAUUUAUUUUAAGGACCAUUUAUAAUAGUUUGUUUCAAACCCCAGGUAAACUUAUCCCUGAAUAUCUGCACAUACAUGAUCCAUGAUAUGUAGUUGUGUCUGAGCUCAGAAGAUGUGCUAUAUUACAGAAUAAGUUGCACCAUCUGAUCAAAAGAAUAUAAUUAAAUAAAUAAUCUAAAAGAUAUCCUGUGAUUUAAACUUUCUAAAUAUUGGUAAUACACUUUUCAAAGUGGCACUUAGAUAAUCAAAGCAUAAAAUCACUUUUCUACUGCAGUGGUGUUUACAAGACGUAAAAAAAACCGUUCCAUAACCA
Molecule: messenger RNA, 1686 nt
Organism: Pelobates fuscus (common spadefoot toad)
Lineage: Eukaryota; Metazoa; Chordata; Amphibia; Anura; Pelobatidae
Product: aldo-keto reductase family 1 member B1-like
Exons: 10
Coding region: 53-1009 (318 amino acids)
Cellular component (GO): cytosol
Molecular function (GO): aldose reductase (NADPH) activity
Source: RefSeq, a predicted model, not a curated record